AUGGCAGCGUAUCUUGUGCGAGUUAGUAACCUACCAGCAUGCUCCACAGCUCCGCAGACAGAGCAAAAAGGUCUUGCUAACAAUGUUCGACGGCGACAAGCAAAAUAUCGUGAAGUGCGUGACCAGCAUAUAAUGAGAGCACACAUCGAACUUCUCAAGGAAAAAUAUGCACAGCAUAGUUUCAACCAUCAACAGCUGACCGAAAUGGUAGAGAUUGUGAGUGCCAUUGCAGCUACUGCCAAUCAACGCACUACAUUGUGGAGGACCAUCUGCGAGGAGCAGCCUAAUUGGCUCCUACAACUGGCAUGUCGCGUAGCUGAUGCGGUGUCUUGCAGUGUGGUAGAUCUGUUGGUCUCGGCGAUUAGAGAGACCCCUGGUCAACAGGAGGAAAAUAUCUAUCUGGCCGAUAAGAUCAUCUCGGAAGAAGAGAACAGAUGUUUGCUGAUGAUGCUUCUUGUGCGAUAUUUAAUAGUUGAGACGGUAAAGCUGAAUUCCAUCAAGCAAGAGGCUCGCUUUGCUGCAAAUGCUAUGAUGCUGAAGCUGACUUGCCACUAUGAAAUCAGCAAGGUCAUAGUCAAAUUAACAGAUGUCAAACGAAAUAAGAUGAUAAACUGUAGUGUAAUAGCAAAUGACACUGAAGUGGUGCUACAGCUGGCUAUACCUGUUGUUACGGCCUCUUUGGUCAUCCAGUUCUCCGAACUGACUGAAAGUCGCCAAAAUCAGGAACUUCACUGCCCAAGGUGUUCAUCGGUGGUGCAGCCAAACCCUGAUCUUUGUGAGCAUUGUGGGGAGAAUGUCUUCCAGCGCGUUAAAUGCCGUGCGAUCAACUAUGACGAAAAGGAUCCAUUUUUGUGCCAGUCAUGUGGUUUUUGCAAAUAUGCUCAUAUGGAUAUAUCAGUUGUUUGUCGUGCUCUUCCGGGAGUGCAACCGAUUACAACAGAUAUCGAAAGAGCAUCGUGUGUGGAAUCCAUGGCUCGCUUACUCUGCGAGAUGGAGCAAACCCGCACUCAGCUGGGAGCUGGUAGAGCGCUUUGCGAAUCGUUGUGGCUUCAGUCGCGUCCAAUUCCUCCCAUAAGCUUCCAUGUAGAAAGCCCAGAUGCCGCUAAUGCUUUUAUCGCAGAGCAUCCACCUAUAAAUCAUCAGCAGGUCAGUUCUAAGUACUUGUAG
Cylicocyclus nassatus is the source of this 1167-nucleotide messenger RNA. NCBI's taxonomy places the organism in Eukaryota, Metazoa, Nematoda, Chromadorea, Rhabditida, Strongylidae. The record is from the annotation of a GenBank genome assembly.